AUGACAGCGGUCCGCUGUCAGCGGAUUAAAGCUUUGGAUUCUCAGCCAGCUCAUCAGAACGAGCCCGAGAGAACGUCUCCUGAAAUUCAGAAUAACCAAUGGACUCCGGAUAAGGCACUUCCUGCUUUGCCCGACCCGCCUGGGGAUCGGCCGAACACUCACUUUGGAUCUAAUAAUGAUCAACUUCCUGCAACGGUUACCCAACAACCGGUCACGAAAGAAACAACUAACUUAUCAAGCUCAAAUAAUGGUUUAAGAUUAGAAGACCAGUUCAGAGCUGAAGAAGGCGCUGACAUAAACUCUCGCAAAGAGCUUUUGCUUCAAUUCAUUGAAAAACUCAAAGACCCCGCUGUGCAAGGUCACGAAGUUCCUAGAAAUGUCAUUCGAAUGAUCCACAAUUUUUCUAAGGCUUCCCCCUCCGAAAUAGCUGAUUUCAUUCGCGCUCUACCAGGAAACCCUGGUAAUCCUGAAGCUUGCUGUUUCUGCCAGCAUGAUUACGAUGACCGAUUGUACAAAUAUACAGUUGAUGUGGAAUAUUUCGGGGUCAUACCUGGUUGGAAGGAAGAUAUGCCCCCAACAGGAGAAGAUAUGAUGAUCAUGGAAAUUACUGGAUGGACUCAACAACAGCUUUAUGAUGGCUUGAAAAUUGUUAACGAGAGAAUUGACAUGGAUUACUGCUAUGGAAUGCUUUGCGGGACAUGCUGGUUGGCCUGUGUAUGCGGUUCUUUGCAAAGAGAGGUCAAGGCUCAAGUGUGA
Oikopleura dioica is the source of this 756-nucleotide messenger RNA. Lineage: Eukaryota; Metazoa; Chordata; Appendicularia; Copelata; Oikopleuridae. The record is from the annotation of a GenBank genome assembly.